AUGAACGCCAUGUUGAUGAUUGAGUCUCCUAGUGAUCCUCAUAGUGAUUCUCCUAGUGAUCCUCAUAGUGAUUCUCCUAGUGAGUCUCCUAGUGAUCCUCAUAGUGAUUCUCCUAGUGAUCCUCCUAGUGAUCCUCCUAGUGAUUCUCCUAGUGAUCCUCAUAGUGAUUCUCCUAGUGAGUCUCCUAGUGAUCCUCAUAGUGAUUCACCUAGUGAUCCUCAUAGUGUUUAUCCUAGUGAUUCUCCUAGUGAUUCUCCUAGUGAUUUUCCUAGUGAUUCCUCCCCUAGUGAUUCUCCUAAUUCUCCUAGUGAUUCUCCUAGUGAUCCUCAUAGCGAUUCUCCUAGUGAUUCUCCUAGUGAUCCUCCUAGUCAUCCUCAUAGUGAUCCUCCUAGUGAUCCUCCUAGUGAUCCUCCUAGUGAUUCUCCUAGUGAUCCUCAUUGUGAUUCUCCUAGUGAUCCUCAUAGUGAUCCUCAUAGUGAUUCUCCUAGUGAUCCUCAUAGUGAUUCUCCUAGUGAGUCUCCUAGUGAUCCUCAUAGUGAUUCUCCUAGUGAUCCUCAUAUUGAUUUUCCAAGUGAUUCUCCUAGUGAUUCUCCUAGUGAUUCUCCUAGUGAUCCUCAUAGUGAUCCUCAUAGUGAUCCUCCCAGUGAUCCUCCUAGUGAUUCUCCUAGUCAUACUCAUAGCGAUUCUCCUAGUGAUGGUCUUAGUGAUUCUCCUAGUGAUUCUCCUAGUGAUCCUCAUAGUAAUUCUCCUAGUGAUUCUCCUAGUGAUCCUCAUAGUGAUUCUCCUAGAUUCUCCUAG
Molecule: messenger RNA, 798 nt
Organism: Macrosteles quadrilineatus (aster leafhopper)
Lineage: Eukaryota; Metazoa; Arthropoda; Insecta; Hemiptera; Cicadellidae
Product: clumping factor B-like
Exons: 3
Coding region: 1-798 (265 amino acids)
Source: RefSeq, a predicted model, not a curated record